CAACCGCUUUGUUGAAUGACCAGAACGCCGACAAGAUUCGCCGCAAAAUGUCACAAUCCGAGCGUGGUUCCGUCAAUGUUCCCGAGAGAGCUCUAAUCUCAAAGAUAGUUCGUAGUUCGUCCUGUACCAUCCCCUCGGAGAUUCUUGACUUUGACUACUCCUACGGCUACGAUUGCAAGCGUCCUUUCAACCUGUGCAAGAUCGACGAUGGUGUCCUGGUGUUCGCUUCCGGUAAUCUGAUCCACUUCUUGGAUGUUGCCACCCGUACGGUAACGACCCGCCGCAGCUCAACGGGCGGUGGCAUCGGGUGCAUCCAGAUCAAUCCGAACCCCGAGCUGUGCCACCUGACCGUGGGGGAAAACGGCACGGAUCCGCCGGUCAUCAUCUACCAGUAUCCGGAGAUGACCGUGGUGAACAUCCUGAACAAUGGCACCACGCGGUCGUACAGCCGGAUCGAUUACAACGCCAGUGGGGAGCUGCUGGCGUCGCAGGGUGGCGACCCGGACUACAUGCUGACGGUGUGGAACUGGCGCGAGGGCGAGAUCAUUCUGCGCUGCAAGUCCUUCUCGAACGAUGUGAUCAACGUGAUGUUUUCGCCGAGCGUGCCCGGACAUUUGACGUCGUGUGGGUUGGGCCACAUCAAGUUCUGGAAAAUGGCAGAAACCUUUACCGGACUGAAGCUUCAGGGAGAGUUGGGUCGCUUUGGUAAGACCGAGAUUUCCGACAUUGUGGGUAUUCUUCCGAUGCCAGACGAAAAGGUGCUCUCCGGGUGCCAGUGGGGAAAUGUUCUGGUUUGGGAGGCGGGUUUGAUCAAGCUGGAAGUCUGUCGCAAGGGUAGAAAGCCGUGCCAUCUGGGGCCAAUCACGCAGAUUAGUGUCCGCGAUGGUGAGGUCAUGACCUGCGGCAUGGACGGGUUCAUCAGGGUGUGGUUCUGGGAGACAGUGGAACUGGCUGAUCCCCCGGAUGACGAUAGGGUUGUGCAGAUUGAACCGAUCAUGGAGUUCAAGAUUGGAAGUGAGUCGUACAAUAGCGAGUUGAUGUGUUUGAUACGGAAGGAGGGUGAUUUCCAGUGGUACGCCCAGGAUGGAAAUGGUGGAAUUUGGGAAUGUGACAUCACACCGGCGUACAAGCCCGCGGCACCUCAACAAUUGCUCAAGUGUCACGCCGGACCGAUCGUGGCGGUUCAGACAAGUCCGGUCUCGAACCACGUGGCCACACUCGGCAGUGAUGGAAGAUUGUUCAUGUACGAUUACACCAGCAGAGAGAUGAUCUUCGAUUAUCAGUUCAGUUCGAGUGGUCGCGCCAUGCUUUGGUUUCCGUUCAGCGUUGAUCCAACCGGAUUGGCAAUGGUUCUGGGAUUUGAGGAUGGUUUUAUUCGCAUCGUCACCGUAUGUUUGGACGACUCAGAUACCGAAUGUCCGGUGAAGUUGAUACAAGUGAUGAAGUCACACUCGGAAGCGAUCACCGUUCUGGCGAUGAAUGUAAGGGAAACUAUUCUCGUUUCCGGAUCGGAGGACAAGAGCAUCUUUGUACAUCAGCUCAUUCGCGGAAACCCUCACGUGAGUCUCGAACCAAUCGGAUUGGUCUACACGCCAUCUGCAAUGUCAACAAUCAACUGGAAACCUCAGGCUGCAGCCACGGCUAUUCUCGGCUGUCGCCACGGUCAAGUACUGGAAGUUGAACUUCCGGAAGAACCGGAAUCCUACACGGACGUGUCUUUCCACCUGAAGAACACCGACAUACGACAACUUACCUUUCAGUCUGUGAAGUCUGAGAUCAAAAGAAACAUCCACAUCGCAGAGAUUGAAGAGAAGAAGCAGAAAAAGCGCGUCCGGAAGAUGAAAUCUCUGGAGCGCAUUCGGGUGGAGAAUCCCGGCGUGGAAAUCGAUCAAGAAGCUUUCUUGGAAGACUCUGAAGAGGAGGAGGAGCUGGAACCGCUGUACAUUCCCAAGAUUCCCAACGCGGUGCUGUGGGUGCAGUACACAGAGGAGAACACCUUGUGGCUAUCGAUGGCUGGUUACGAUGCGGGUUUCGUGUACGAGUACGGAUUCGACGACGAAGACCCGAUCUCGUGCACACCCAUUCCGGGCGCAGAGGACACCGAGAUUACAAGCUACAUUUUUGACCACAACUACCUGAUCUUUGGCAUGGGUGAUGGUUCGAUCCGCGUGAACCGCGUACACGAGGACUUUCGCAACCUGAACGACUACUGGAAGCUGAACAUGCACUACAACCUGAGCGGCAAGGUGACCGGACUAGCGUUCAGCUAUGACUUUCAGUAUUUGUUCAGCGUCGGAACCGACGGCAAUCUGUUCGCCUACAAGUGGCACUCGGAUGAGGCACCCGUCGCGGCGCUCAAAAGAAAAACAACCGAAGACGAACUGACCCUGACAGAGGACAUUGACGAUCCCGCGUUUCUCUCGCUUGAACAACAAAAGAUCAAGCAGGAAAACGACCGAAAAGCAAAACUGUUGAACGAUCGGAAGAACGAAAUCCUCAACACCGUCGCGGAAUAUCGCAAGCAGUUUGAAGCGAUCCUGGCGCGCAACCAGGCCCUGCCCGAGUCCCAGAGAAUUCCUAUGGAAUGCUUCGAUCUGGACGAGCGCAUUACGGCGGACUUGAAGCGGGAGCUGCAAGCGGAAAUGGACCUGGUUAAGCGCAAGACGGCGUUUGACGUUGAGAAGGCGCGACUAUCUGGUGAGAAGCUGCGAAAGUUCUUUUUGGAAGAGAUGGAAAGCAUGCCGAUCGAGGUGCUGGGAGUUAGGAUUGAAACUUCGGUCAAGUCGUUCCGUAUUGGGAAGCUGAAUGAUGAAUACUUUCAAACAGUUGCCGAUUUGAAGGAGCGAAUCGAAGCAGAGGAAGCUCGACGAAGAUUAGCGAAAACCACCGACCAUGCCAAGCUCGAGAACCGCGAGGACUCCCAGCAGGACAAACGGGAGUCGUUCCUCGAGGGGCUAACCCAGUCGACGAUCGACUUCAAGCUGGAAACGAAGAUGCGCCGUUUGCUGGCCAAGUAUCGCGAGCGAAAGUCGAAGGAGCAGGUUCGAAAGAUGGAGUGGGAAGACCUGAAAAGUAAGAAGCCCGAUCCUAACGUAAACCAUCCGGAUGACGAUCAGGCCAUCAAGGAAGCUGCCAGCACGAUUGGAGACUACAAACUGAAAACCGACGCCGGAUAUGAACCUAAUGAGGAGGAGCUGGAAACCACGAUGACAAAGUAUCGUGACCUGUUGGCGGUUAGAAACGAGAUUUUUACAAUUCGUAACAACUACAACAAGGAGGUCUUUGCGCUUCGGGAUAAGAAGAAGGAACUUAUGGAGUACGUGGAGCAAAAGAAGCAAAAACUGCUCGGGAUUCAUGACGAGCUGCCGGAGGAUCAGCGUAAACUUCCGACUGUUGAGGUUAAAAUAAAUGAAGAAGUUGAAUAUCCAGAAAAUAAGUUCAAACUUCAAGAAGAAACCGAGGCAGUUCGCGACCAAAGAGCGGCUAAGCCGAAGCCCAAGCUAGAGUAUGGCAGCACUGCAUACGUUGAACACAUGCAGAAGUACUAUUUGGGUUUGACGCCGUGCCCGAGCGGAACCCCGUUCACACCGACGGGUACAGAGUGGGAAACUGAGCUUCGUCGAACGAGGCUCAUCAAAAUGACGUACAAGCAGGAUAAAAUCAUUAACAAAAUCAUGAAACGCAUUGACGAGUUUGAUCAGGAUUUAACCAAACUUGCGGAACGACGAUUGAAGGUCGAGCUGGACGCCAAGUACUUGGAAAUCUAUCAGCUGACGCUCUACCAAGAGCUCUGGAUCCUGAAGGACUUCGAAAAGAUUGAACGCAAAAUGAUCGGCACCGUCGAGGAUCUCACACUGGAGCGCAACGGUCUGCAGAAGUCAAUCAUCGACGCCAAGCACUGUAUCGAGCAGACAAAGCAGGAGAUGGAGCACAUCCGCACCGAGCAGAAGGCGAUCGUGCAGCAAUUUACCGCUCACUGUGCGGACAACAGCUUCCUGCCGUUUCUCAAGCGAAUCUUCAAGAAAAAGUACAAACCUUGUCGGAUCAACCAGGACAGAGACCAGGACACGGAAUCGUCGAGCGAGUACUCGUCCGAAGAUAUUGACGCGCUGGAGAGUGCAGUCGAGGGCGAGAUCAGCAAGAUCUUUCUGGACGAGCAGCCGUGUCCGCUUGGGUGCGACCCGGAGCUGUACGAGCUGACGAUCAAGCUGCGAAACGAGAAGAACGAGCUGGAAAAGCGUCAGUACGAGGAGAACAAGGCACUGAACGAGACGAUUAAGAUGAUGGAGAACUACAAGAUGAAGAUGGCGUACGUGGAGACUCGGUUGACGGACAAGAAGCGGGAACUGCUGAAUUUCAGGCGCGAGAAGCAAGCUCGACUCAACGACAUUGAUACGCUGGUGAUCUUGAAGAUGGAUCAGCUGCAGUACUUUAGGACGGAGACGGAGUUUUACGACAUUGAAAACAGUCUGCUGUUCAACAACGAGAAGCUGAUGAAGCUGUACUCGCGGGUGGGUCAGCUUGCGAUGGAAACCCUGGAGACGAAGCGCAAACAUCGCAUCAACGUAGUUCAUCUGGCACGAAUGCGGACGGAUAUAAAGUUUAUGGAUCAGCAGAUUGUCGAUUUGAAGGAGGAAAUAAAUCAAGCGAUGAUCAAGAAGUUUGGUCGAGUUAUCAACUUGGACGAGCUGGAGGAAACGAUUCUGAGGAAGUUUGCGUUUGAGAUGAGAGCGAAUAUGGACGACGUUAAGAAGAGUUAUGCGGAGAGGGCUCGGGACUUGAAGAGCCUUCACUCUAAAAAGCAGGAAGAGCUGACGAAGGUGAUUCAGGAAGGCACGGAAAAGCUUCACGUUCUGACAGUAUUGCAAGAGGAGAAUAACAACUUGACAAAGAUGUUGGCGAACCAGAAGAAACUACUUGAAAAACGUGAGCAAAUGCAGAUCAACUAUGACAGUGAUUUGAUGAAGCUCAAGGAGAUCGCGAAAGCUCAAAAAGAGCAAAUCAAUAUGCUUCAACGGGACAUUAGAACUCUGAGUAUGAAGUGCAAGCCACUGAGCUCGGAAACUGCGCAGAUCUUAGAACCCAUGACCCAAACAAGAUCACCGAAGAUUGCGGACGAUUCAACUUAUCCGAACGUGAUGGAUUCGGCUCCACCCAGCACGCGAGCCAGCUCACCGGACAACUUCCUGUACAAUGAGAUCUCCUCUCUGGUUGACGACUUCCUGGUCGAUCAUUUGGGAACCAUCGUACAAAAAUCAGACAUCAAGCGGGUCGUCACACACCUCUCCCACUACCUCUCAAACAUCAUCGCAAACUUUGCCCCGGAACAUGCCAGCGACCUGCUGCCACAUAUCAUCGAAAACUUCAAGUCCUUCAUCCCAGAGGAGCUUCUCCUAACAAUCCCACCCCAAUCGAUCGCCGAACUAAUCGAGAACAUCUUCCGAACCUUCAAGGAGGGCUACGACAUUGACACCAAAGAGAUCCUCGCCGAAAUCGUCAACAACAGCCUGGAAAUGGUGCCGCCAGCAUCCCAAAACUACUCCCACAACAUUCUGGCAGACAUCCUGAAGCAAGUUUUGUCCACGCUGCACGUUUCGGACGUGACCCACCCGGAGACGGUCAACUUUAUUGCGAACGGUCUGCGGAACAAACCCGGCAUUGAUCCACCGGCGGUAAACGUGGAGCUGCUUACGUCGGAGCUGCUUCAGUACGCCGCGGAGAAUAUGGUCGAUGACAUUGGCCAGGAAACGGUGAAGCAUGUGAUUGAGGGAAUUUUGCACCACAGUGCUAAGUAGAGAGUUGGGAUUUGUGUUAACGACGUUGAUGAUUU
Messenger RNA from Culex pipiens pallens (northern house mosquito), 5830 nucleotides. RefSeq names its product cilia- and flagella-associated protein 44. The coding region runs from base 48 to 5795 and encodes 1915 amino acids. The transcript is spliced from 8 exons. The record is from RefSeq and is a predicted model, not a curated record. NCBI's taxonomy places the organism in Eukaryota, Metazoa, Arthropoda, Insecta, Diptera, Culicidae. Gene Ontology annotation, molecular function: protein binding.